Messenger RNA from Saccoglossus kowalevskii, 373 nucleotides. RefSeq names its product EF-hand calcium-binding domain-containing protein 6-like. The record is from RefSeq and is a predicted model, not a curated record. Gene Ontology annotation, molecular function: calcium ion binding. NCBI's taxonomy places the organism in Eukaryota, Metazoa, Hemichordata, Enteropneusta, Harrimaniidae.
AUGGAGUUUAAUUUUCAUGCUCUUCGCAUGGGCUUUGAGCACUUUGAUCAUACUGGUGUAGGAGUUGUCUCUAAAAUGGAUUUUCACAAUGUUAUGAAUGAAUAUGAUUUCAAAAUGACAAGGCAUGAGUGUAACCGUCUAAUUGAAAGGUGUUCUGUGACAACCUCAGAUGGUAAUGUUAACUACAAAGAAUUUCUCCUGAAAUUUAUGUCAAGAUCUGAAAGAGAUUUGGCUCACAGAGUUAUAUCAGACCCUUGUCACAAAUUUAACACACGUGCAUUCACUCCACCUGGUGCACUCUCCAUUCAAGACGUAGAAGCUAAACUUGUGGAAUAUUUUCAUAAAGAGUUUCUACAAUUACUUGGAUCUCUAA